ACCCCGGAUGUUCGGCCAUUUUGGACUUGAGAAAGUGAAGCUUGCCACUUCCUUGUAUUUCACUAAGUACCAAAAACAGCCUAAAAAUGACUGAACAGCAACUAGAUUGCGCCCUGGAUUUGAUGAGAAGGUUGCCUCCCCAACAGAUAGAAAAAAAUUUAAGUGAUUUAAUUGACUUGGUUCCAAGUCUAUGUGAAGACCUGUUAUCUUCAGUAGAUCAGCCACUGAAAAUAGCAAGGGAUAAAACAGUUGGCAAAGACUAUCUUCUGUGUGAUUACAACAGAGAUGGAGAUUCUUAUAGGUCACCAUGGAGUAAUGCUUAUGACCCCCCUCUAGAAGAUGGUGCUAUGCCCUCUGAUAGACUAAGGAGACUAGAAGUGGACGCUAAUGCUGCCUUUGAUCAGUAUAGAGAAAUGUAUUUUGAGGGAGGUGUCUCGUCUGUCUACCUGUGGGAUCUAGACCACGGCUUUGCUGGUGUCAUUCUAAUAAAGAAAGCAGGCGACGGUUCCAAGAAAAUUAAAGGGUGCUGGGACUCCAUUCAUGUGGUAGAAGUACAGGAGAAGUCUAGCGGUCGUAGUGCACAUUACAAGCUUACCUCCACGGCCAUGCUAUGGCUACAGACCAACAAGGCAGAAUCUGGGACCAUGAACCUUGGCGGGAGCUUAACGAGACAGAUUGAAUCAGAUGCUAAUGUAAAUGAAGCCAGUCCUCACAUUGCCAACAUUGGAAGGAUGGUGGAGGACAUGGAGAAUAAAAUUAGGAACACAUUGAAUGAAAUUUAUUUUGGUAAAACUAGAGAUAUAGUCAACGGCCUACGAUCCCUAGUGCCCCUGGCUGACACGAAAAAACAGCAAGCUGUUCUCACUGACCUUGCAGCUGCUUUACAGAAGAGGCAACAGGCACAGUGAUUCUUAGACAGGUGGCGACAUCUAUCUUACAGUGCUGAGAAUUCUGGGACAAUUUUCAGUGACAGAGGAAAAAAAGCUGUUCAUAGAAAUCAGUGGUACCCAGUCCUGGAUUUUAAUGAGAGACGAGGGGAAGGACAGUUGCUUUAAAUGGGAGAAACUUGCCACUGAAGAUGUCAAUGUUUAUUAUUAUUAUUAUUACUAGCUUUUGUUAUGUAUUUUAGUGGCCAAAUGCCACAGGUGACCCAAGGAAUGAUGGAUAAUGAAGAAGAUUGAGGCUCCUUAAUUCAUCUGAAGAAGAGAUGCUUGACUUCUUGAGUUUUGAUAUGGAAACGAGAGAAUUAUUUUCUUGUUUCCUAUCUAGGGUGGCAAAUAGAAUGAUGGAUAAAGAUGAAAAUUUUAUAAAUUAAAGCUUUUUUAAAAACUGGAGUUCUUAUAUGGAAACAAGAGAAUUUUUUUCUCGUUUUUUUUUUUUUCAGCUCUAGAAUAUUACGUAUUAAUUUUUCCCCUUGAACACUUUAUUUUCAACAACAGAGGAAGAUAUUGGUUAAAUUGUCAAGGGAUUGGGGGG
Lingula anatina is the source of this 1476-nucleotide messenger RNA. Its product is annotated as F-actin-capping protein subunit beta. Gene Ontology annotation, molecular function: actin filament binding. The record is from RefSeq and is a predicted model, not a curated record. Gene Ontology annotation, biological process: cell morphogenesis; negative regulation of filopodium assembly; barbed-end actin filament capping. NCBI's taxonomy places the organism in Eukaryota, Metazoa, Brachiopoda, Lingulata, Lingulida, Lingulidae. Gene Ontology annotation, cellular component: F-actin capping protein complex; cytoplasm.